UGCCAACACUAUAGCCACCACUUUUGUGGUGUUGGAUUGUGCAUUUUUUUUAUUCCUGAAAUCAUGUUUCCAGUGAUUCUGCUUCUGAUGGGCCUUUCUGGCCUCACAGUGCCAGUCCAAGCAGCACCGGGUUUAUUGGAUGACAUUUUCAGUUUAGUUGAUGAAAUAUACGACUAUACUGUUAAUGACUCCACAGAGGAAAUAUCUUCAGCUGAAAUUAAUGAAACUAUUGACUGGAUUUUUUCCUUCUUUGAUGAACCAGAAGUGUGUGAUCCAAAUCCAUGCCAGAACAACGGAGUAUGCAAAGUUCUUGAGAGUGGGCGCUUCAAAUGCAUCUGUAAAGAGCCUUACAUUGGCAAAACGUGUCGGGAUGAGAGAAACGUGUGUAAGAACGUGAAGUGUGGUCAUGGUGAUUGUGUCAGAACGGAAGAGGCCCCGUUUUAUGAAUGCAAAUGCCACCCCCCCUAUAGGGCCCCUAAGUGCAAGAAAGCCUCUGCUUGCGACCCGAGUCCAUGCCUGAAUGGAGGAAAGUGUGUUAAAGGCCGAACCAGAGCCAGAUUCACAUGCGAAUGUCCUGAAAAUUACAGUGGGAGGUUCUGCCAAGUUGGUCUAAAUGAUUGCUAUGAGGGGAAUGGGGAAUCAUACGGAGGUUUUGUCAGUGAGACAGUGGAAGAAAUAGAAUGUUUACCGUGGAACUACCAUCGUAUUCCUUUCAAAGAGUUUGAAGGGAAUGAGAGCAUUGGAGCCCACAAUUACUGCAGAAAUCCGGAUGGAGACCGGGAACCCUGGUGCUUUGUGAAAGACAAGGGCAAUCUCCGGUGGGACUACUGUAACGUCAAGCCAUGCUCUGAACCAGAACCAGUAAAACCCCCAACAACCCAUGCAAAACUGCAGUUUUCUGACUGUGGAAAGACUCGGGCUAGUAUGAUAUCCCCAAGGAUAUUUGGUGGGAGGAAGUCUCUGCCUGAAGCCCAUCCCUGGCAGGUCUCAUUUCAGGUCCGUCCCAUGGGCUCUAAUACAUCCUUCAGCCACAGCUGUGGAGGAACCCUUAUUGACUCCUGCUGGGUCCUUACUGCCGCCCACUGCAUUGAUGAGAAUGAGGAGGUAAGGUUGGAGUUGGGUGGUGUGAACCUGGAGAAAGAUGGUCCAGCAAAACAGUUUCUUGAGGUGGAGAAAAUCAUUGUUCAUGAGAACUAUACAGAGACACCUGAAGCCCUGUAUAAUGAUAUAGCCCUGUUGAAACUAAAGGCAAUAAAUGGACGGUGUGCCAAUGAGACCAGGUUCGUUAGGGCAGCAUGUCUCCCCACUGAUUCAUUCCCUGAUGAAACACUGUGCACCAUAUCAGGCUAUGGAGCCACUGAGAAAGAGUAUGCGGUCUCUCCUCAGCUGCUGGAUGCUAAAGUUCUCUUAAUCUCUCAAAAGCGUUGUAUGUCUCGUAAUGUCUAUGGGAACAGACUGGAUGAUUCCAUGAUAUGUGCUGGAUAUAUGCAGGGAAAGACUGACACUUGUCAGGGUGACUCUGGUGGACCCCUGGUUUGUCAGAAGGAUGAGACUCAUUACAUCUAUGGUGUGGUGAGUUGGGGUGACAGCUGUGGAAAAAAGAACAGGCCCGGAAUCUAUGCCCAUGUCCCCAAGUUCAUUGACUGGAUCAAUGAAAAGAUGCAUGCAGCUUAGGAUGGCUACUUCCAAGGUUUGAGCUCAAACUCAGUUCCUUGGAGGGCUGCAGUUCUGCAGUUUAGUUCCAACCCACAAACCAUGUAGUUUUCAAAUAAGCCUGAAGGAUCUGAUUAGCUGGAUCAGGUGUUUAAUUAGGGUUGCAUCUAAACUCUGCAGGGAUCCGGCCCUCCAGGAACUGAGUUUGACACCCUUGAUUGAAUAGCUGAAAGAGGUUUUACCUGAGAAGCCAAUUUACAAUAAAUGUAAAAAUAAAUGUAUAAAUGGUCAGUGACAGUUAUGUGGAAAAAGCGCAAUUAGUAGCCAAAGGCAUAACAUCAGUAGGUUCAAUGUCAGUUUCUAAUCUGACCUUUAUACAUUAAAUAAAGGCCAAUUAAAAAGUUUCUUGAAUUAACCAUUUGAGAAAAUGUACAUAUUGAUGUCAAAGUCACCAUGGACGUAGUGACAGAUAUUCUUUAUAUUGUGACAUUUAAAUAUAAUUGAUUAUAAAAGUAUGAUGGGGACUGGAUUGAAUUUCAAAAUGUGAAAUUGCACUCAAACCUGGAGGAAAAUUAACUUGAGCUUGAAGGGGUGGGUUUAAGCCGACUAAAUGAUUGGAGAAGUCCUGCAUGUAAUACCAGAAAAGUCCAAGUUGUGACAUUUUGAAAAGAAAGUUAAACCUAUAAGACCUAUGCAUUUAGGAAAGAUUUUUAAUUUAGCUCAUUACUACUUUGACUUGUGUUUGAAGACUUUUGUAACAUUUUCAACGUCAUUAAGCUGUCUGUUUGUACAUGUAUCCAAGUAAAAAUGUUUGGCUGUCUUGACAUUUACUUUAGAAUAAAACUUCAGAUUUUAAAUUUCACCAAAAGCCAUUGAGUGUGAAUCUAUGAAUGAGAUCACAUGUACCAAUGCUUUACAUCAACGCACAAUUUAUUUCCAGUUAAGGAAGGUUUAAUUUGCUUCUUUACACCAAACAUGAGACACUGACAAACUAGUAAAAAUUAGGUAUACAUCAAAUCAGCCAUGCUCAGAAAAAAAAACCUUUAUUAUCAUUCACAUGGAAAUUACGACCAAGUGAGCAUGUCACAAAUUAUAGAACUUCCGGAGAUGUGAAAUAAGCUCAGAUAUCUGCCUUAUAGGUUUUCACAAAAGCACUUGCACAGGAUCUUUCUGCAAAAAAGAAAUGCUGUAGCCAAAAUUGAAAGAAAAUCAAAUCAAGGCGUUACACAGGAGCAAUCAGGAGAAUACUGGAAACAGCCAAGCACUCUGCACCGCAACACGCCACCUUAACAGCUAACCAGCAAAACUCAACUGCUACGCAACUGCGCCUAGUGCAUAGAAAAUACACAAGAGAGAAUAUUAGAAUCAUGUUGUUGUGAAAUUUUCCAUUUAAACCAUAACACCACCUGCUCGGUUAGCAAUCUUUAUGAUGUCACGGUUUUACAUAGUACGAUUUUUAGUGGCCAAAUUACAGUCUCUACCCAGUCCUUUAAAGGUCAAAGAAAUAUUCACAACAUCCAAAAUUGUCCAUUAAUAAAUGUUUAUUAAGAACAAAAAAAAAAAAAAAA
Messenger RNA from Onychostoma macrolepis, 3221 nucleotides. It is a transcript of the gene habp2, whose product is annotated as hyaluronan binding protein 2. Gene Ontology annotation, biological process: blood coagulation; proteolysis. Gene Ontology annotation, cellular component: membrane. Gene Ontology annotation, molecular function: calcium ion binding; serine-type endopeptidase activity. The record is from RefSeq and is a predicted model, not a curated record. The transcript has 13 exons. Bases 64 to 1674 code for a protein of 536 amino acids. NCBI's taxonomy places the organism in Eukaryota, Metazoa, Chordata, Actinopteri, Cypriniformes, Cyprinidae.